AGCUAAAAUAGAAUUUAGGCUUUCUGACGUAAAUCCAGCCCUAAGUUAGGCUGCAUGGUGAGUGUGGAAGGUGAUGUUGGUUUCUUUUUUUCUUUUUUUUUAAUAUUCCAGAAAAUGGGCCACCCUGCCUCAGCACAUCCUGCCGCUGCACCAGAUAUGCUGCCUGGUACAGUCCUGAAGGCAGCAGUAAAUCCCCAGCAGUUAUCCUCUUACACAAAUGGCAGAGGUCUCUCACAGCAGUGACAACCAAGGGUAUUUUAACCAGCAGUGUCGACAGGGACAAUUUAUGGCCUAUUGUGUGAAUGCAGCUGCUGAGCAUUCGUACCCUGCUGCCGUCUUGACAUUCCUGACUAUUUUUGAUUACUGAUUUUGACAAAGGAUGUUUAACAAGAAGACCUUCAUAUCACAGCACAUUUUUCCUCUCGGCCAUUUGUACUUUUUCCCUUCUCUGUUCUCUUCCACCAGUUUUCCUUUCUUUCCAUACCUCUCACACUUACACACAUCUAGGAAAAAAAAAAAGGUGUUGGAGGGAAAAAUGAAGCUAAAACAAGCAUCACAUGGCAUAAAUAAAAUUCAGUAACAGGAGUGGUUUUUCAGCAAAUAUUUUACAUAGAACAGUUUCGAAAGUAAUGUAUUUCCUGUGUUUACUGCUAUAGUUGAAAGUCUCUUUACUCAGUCAAUGAAUAAAGAGUUAUACCAUGUUUUUAAAUGCUAUCCUUUCCCCUAAAUGCCAUCCUCCACUUUUAGGGUCUGCGAAGAAUGAGGCUCACUACAGAAAGGAUGCUCAGUGUGCUCUGCUGUGAGAUUACACUUAUUGGGACUGUAAAGCUGGGGAGAUACUGUCUUUGCACAGUUACAUUCUGCUUUACUAAGUGAUAAUUUACCUUUUAAGGCUGGCCGUAAGCACCUCACGAAGGAGGAUCAGCCACCCUUCAUGGGCUGAAGGAUACAUGCAGGGCUGAGAAGGAGACUGCCCUGAGUUCUCUGGUUGUCGUGAUAUUACUUUUCUCCCUUGUUGUAUCACACAAAGUCUUUUUUUUCCUGCUGUUUUACUACUUACUGAUGAGAUUUCCUGGUAACAAGAGUCCAUAUUAUGUUUAUCUCUAUUACAACACAGAUUAGAAAGGACAGAAUGACAGAAAACACCCCAUAGGGUUCUGAGCACUAGGUGGAAAGCAGUAGUAGUUUAUGUUCUCAGGACGGUGGGGUGUGGUAGUGAGGAAAAAGGGGCUUGUGUGUUCUUCCACCUGCAGUUUUCUGGAAGCACCCGUGGGGCAUCCUGCGUGACUUCAGCCAUUGCCAGGCAUUCAUUUUGGAGCCACCAGCUCUGCCAUUGCUGAAUGAUGCCCCAGUAACCAAGUGUCUGUGGGAGAAAGAACUGAUACAAAGCAGCUCCUACCCUGUGUUUAGUAAAGGCUUCCUCCAUUUCUUGUCACUCCUGCUGGGAGCCUCAGCCUGCAGGAGAAUUUUUGGCAUGGCAGUGAUUGACAAGGCCAUGAUGUACUGUCAGGGAGGCUGCAUUUUAGAAAUAAAGUUGCUUUGAGGAAUUGCAAUGGAACAGCUUCCAUUGAGCAGCUGCUAAACAGAAAGUUGCUUUCAAAUACAGCGGUGCUCGUUCUUUCGCCACCCUUUUCUGCCCCUUUCUCCAUCUGUAUUUCUCUGGGGAAAGAGGCCUCAUUUAAUUCCUGGUCCAUGUUUUUCUUCCCUUUCCCCAGUCCCUGCCUUUCACCACUGAAACAUCUCAGCAAUGCCAGGAGGCUGGUAUGCCCCAGGAGGUUAAGAAUAGUCUACAAUGGGAAAGAUCCCUCCUGUUGUUGUUCGUCUGCUUGCAGUUGUCUGGACAGAGGAUCCACGAAAGAGUUUGACCUACUUGGGAAAUGCCAAACCAGCUGAGCCACCAGGAGCUGUGAAUCUGAUCCAACAUGGAACACUGGGACUCGCUGGGAUUUUUGGUUGUCACUCUCAAUUAUAAUGUGACAAUUAUAGGAAAGAUCUGGCUAAUGCUGGUAGUUCUGCUGCGAAUGGCAGUGGUGGUGUUAGCAGGCUAUCCGCUCUAUCAGGAUGAACAGGAGCGCUUCGUCUGCAACACCCUGCAGCCUGGAUGCUCCAAUGUUUGCUAUGACUUGUUCUCUCCCAUAUCUCACUUCAGGUUCUGGUUCAUACAGACUGUGUCUAUCUUGCUACCUUACACUGCAUUCAGCGUUUAUGUUCUGCACAAGGUAGCAACGUACAUUGUAAGAAAGCACUGUUUGGUGCACGGGUGCAGAGGGAAUAAGGGUUUAUCAAGCCCCAAAGACCUGAAGGAACGCUGUAGGAGUGAUCUUGUCAAUAGAUUGGAUUGUGAUGUGGACAACCUAGGUGUCCUCAAUUUUUCUGGGGCAUACGCUGUUCAUCUUUUUUUUAGGACACUGAUUGAGGCUGCUUUUGCAGCUGCACAGUAUUUCCUCUUUGGAUUUUUUGUUCCCGAGCGCUUUUCCUGCUACCAUUCACCUUGUACAAGCACAGUUGAUUGCUACAUCUCCCGGCCCACCGAGAAAUCCAUCAUGAUGGUUUUCAUUUGGAGUGUCACCAGUCUGUCCUUUCUGCUCAGCCUUGCUGACCUUGUCUAUGCUCUUCGACAAAUGACAGCAAGAAGCCAGAGGAACAAGCAGCUGGCCAACUCCCACAGAGAGAAUGAGGGCCUUUUAAAUAUUCCCCCAGCACAGUCUGGUAGUUCUUCCUCUCCCCAAAAUCAAGACUGCCAAGCACUGAAUGGCAGCCAGACCAGCGACGGCUCCUGCUCACUUCUCUCUGAAGAGGAAGAGGAGGCUGCUCUUCAUCCUGAAGAGGUCUCUCAGCAAGCUGCCAGCACUAACCUUAACAGCAACAGCCAUAAGCCCUGUGUGUCAGGAGAUCUUGCUGUUAAGCAGGAUAGCAUUGAAGAACACCUGUGUGCUGGUGACCAGCAAGGAACUGCAUGCCAGCAGGUGAGACCUGGGCUCCAGCAAAGCUUCGUUAAAGAUACUGCCAUGACUUUGAGACCUCAGAUCAAGUCUCACCUUGGAGGUUCUUCCUCUGUAGUUCAGAGCAAGCUUUUAGGAUACUGCCCUUCAGCUGAGCUAAAAAAUCCUGAUGCGCAAUCAAAUUAUAGCAGUACUAGUUGCUUGAGAUUGAAAAAGUCCGAAUGGGUAUAGAGCCCUGAGAGCACCCAAUGCUUUGGCCAGCAGGACGGAUUACUGUGCUCCUGAGGGGUGUCAGAAAAUCACAAGGGCAGAGACUUGCUGCUUUGCUGUACGUGGCUAACCAAAGAAGGAGAAACAAACCUCCACUGAGCAGGAAGAAAAAGCUCAAAUGAGAAUUUAAAGGAUAUUGCAUUAACUGAACUGUUUCUAUGAAAAUAUAACACAUUUACACUUUUCCAGCUAUGACUCUAAAAAGCUGUGGACCGUGACUGACCAGUUGUUCUAAGAGUUCAUUUGUACAGUUGUUUGCUCUCACCUACUGCAACAGAUUGAACUUAGGAAAGGUGUGACUUCCAAGCACACUUGUAUGUUGUUCACUUUCAGAGGGUUAACUGAUCUCCUCACAAUCAUAGAAUCAUAGAAUCACAAGGUUGGAAAUGACCUACAAGAUCAUCCAGUCCAACCGUCCUCUCAUUACCAUUGCCAGCACAAGCACUAAACCACAUCUCACAGCACGUCAUCCAGGCACCUCUUGAACACUGACAGGGACGGCAACUCCACCACGUCCCUGGGCAGCCAUUCCAGUGCCUGACCACUCUGAGAGAAAAAGUUUUUUCUCAUGUCCAACCUAAACCUCUUCUGAUACAACUUGCAGCCAUUUCCCCGGGUCCUGUUCGUUGCCUGGGAGAAGAGGCCAAAUCCCUCUUCACCCCAACCUCCCUUCAGGAAGUUGUAGAGUGCAAUGAAGUCUCCCCUGAGCCUCCUCUUCUGCAGACUGAACAAUCCCAGCUCCCUCAGCUGCUCCUCAUAAAACUUGUGCUCCAGACCCCUCACCAGUUUCGUUGCCCUUCUGUGGACAUGCUCUAGGGCCUCAAUGUCUUUCCUGUAAUGAGGGGCCCAAAACUGAACACAAUACUUGAGGUGCAGAGAUAUAGUAAUAAGCUCCCUAAGCCCACUCUAAGAAAGGACAAAGCAAGAGUAGGUAACUAAUAAAAAUGAUUGUGUUGUAGCAAAGAGUUAAUAUGCAAAGAAAGCCUGGAUCUUAGAUUUUUCUGUAUUGAAGACUGCACCUGCACUCAUUAGCAGCACCACAGCAGUACCUUCUCUGUCCCUGAGAUCAGCUGGCACAGCCUGUCCAUGUCUCUGUUACUCAGCUUCAUGAACUCCAAACUGAGAUGACUACAUGGUUGAUUGCUGAGCUGCAGAGCUGCCCAGGAAGCAAGCAGCAGCAGCUUGACAGUGCGGGGCUGAGCUCCAGUGCCCUUCCCCUGGUAUUACUUACUAUGUGUGAUUGUAGAUCUACUAACAACAUGUCUACAAAGUGUUACACCCUAAUCUGAAAUAGUCACGCUAGGCUCCCUAUUUCAGCAGGGAGAAUGAUUCAUCUGAUCUGUCCCAGGCAUCCCUUAGGUUAACGUGAGUCACCUUCUGGAUGUACCUAUUUCUACCAUUAUAUGAUUAUCCCAGACCUGAGCUUAGGGAAAAUGAUUUCUAAUCCCAGAGAAGGAUAUAGCAGCAAGAUCUGUGCAAGUACUCACCCUCUGUAACUGACAGACACUAAUCAUUGGAAAACAUGUCUAAAUGGGGUGAAUCACAGAAUAACUUACUGCUGUCACGCUUUGUGCUUUCCUUUGAUAUGAAUCCUCUUGAUUUACAUAAGCGUGGUCCAGCAGCGAAGCACGGCAGUGUGUGAGCUGAAUUUCCUCAAACCUAGUAAGUGAGUGUGGGCUGUAAGCUGCGUACACCUGCAGUGGGGGUGGGUGCAGAGCAGCACGUGCUUGGGGAAUGCACAGAAGAGCCUUUACACAGACUGCUCUGCAGGGUGACACAGGCUGGUGUCAGCAGCCUGGAACUGGAGCAGUUCCCACCCUCUUAGACUUAUGCAAAGAGAAAAGAAGCUGAGAACCAAUUUGGCCCUCACUUUGCCAUAUAACAUGUAUCUAAUGACUUAAAGGCUGGUUCCUCACCAGCAACAAGGGAAAACAGCUUUCACUUUUGUCCUGUUCUCUGCUGUGGAUGCACAUGCCUUUGGGACAGUUUGGUUCACAACUCUGUGUAUCAUUCCUCACACAUACAAGGUAAAGAUCAGCACUUAAUGAUCCCUCGCCUUCUCCAUCCCUUCAGGAACUGGGAAGCUUACUGGAUGGCAGAAUUUACUUUUGUAAAGUACCUUGCCAACCCUGAAGUGUGCUAAAGAAAGCCUUAAUUGCUACUUUCUAAGCAAUGUUUUCCCCUUCAUUAGUUGUGUUUGUUUCUUUUAUCAUGUGUGCUUGCUGUAUGUUUUGUCAUUUCCAGGGCAGAAGUGGCAUUAAUUAUUAAAUUUAUCAUAGGCAGAAAAACAUUAAGUAUUUAAAUUCCUCAUCCUCCAAAGCCUCUGUAAUGGGGUGCGUGCUGAUUACCCACACCAGAACUAAAGACAGCAACAAUGAGACCUUUUGUGAUUCGCUGCCUCUCCUCAGCUGUGAGGAGCAAUAGAAGGAACAAAUGUGGAUUCAGGCUGUCCCGUACAUCCCUCAGUGAGAGAUAUAAAUAGGAUGGGAUAAAUAAUAAAUGUACUGUGGCUGGACACAGUUUGCUUAUUUGUGUCCUUAGCUAGACAUCUUUUUAGAGCCUCAUUUCCAAUAGAGAAAAUGUUCUUUGUGUCUGGAAUAGAAAGUGAAAUGAGUGAAAAUCUCCCUUGUUCUGUUUGUGGUUUCUGGUCUUGAAACUGUGGCCUGAGUUUGUGCCAUUCAGCUGCAGGGCCUGGUGCAGCCAUCAACUGCUAACAUAAACACCUGUGCACUGACACUGCAGGAUUCGUAUGGUACAUGAGGGAAUAGAUACUUCUGGCAUCAACCACUCACUCCUUAGGGAAUGUCUCCGAGUCUUCCAAUAAUUCUUUGCAAGUUUUGUUUAUUAAAUUAUGAAGGUGUGGUUUUACAAAGCUGGAUGGAUUUACCAGCAAGGGAAGACCAAGGGAAGAUGUGCAGAGACAUUUGUACUGUUCUGAGCUUCCUCAGCUCAAGCAAAUUAGAAGACAUUGCAUCUGCAACUGGAAGGAGGAAAUACUACAGAGCACUUUGAAAGAAGGAAGACAGGAUCACUCCUCUCCUUCUAUUCUCCUUAUUUUCAGUAUCACUGGUUGUUAAAGUACUAUGAUGAUACGCUGAUGUCAUUGAAAGAGAAUAAAGGAGUAAUAGGUGUAGAGCAAGGAAGUAACAAGAUUUUAUUCUACAUAAGCAAAGCUUUAGUGUUCAGACAUUACUUUGUACUCAGAAGAAUAUCGCAAAACCUGCUUGUUAAAGUUUGCUGUGAAUCUUUAUAUCUCUUCUUAACCCAGCUACUCCAGAAGAGGCAUUUAUGCCUGACCAUACCACUCUCCUACUUCUGCCCUCAGGAGGCUCUGUUGCGCUGGUACUCUAGCAGGAUGUUGCAGACCUGCACCUUCUGCGUUCUGUAUGCACUAAACCAAGUAUCUCUGGGAGUUUGGACAGUGUCAGCAUGAUUAAGAAACAACAGCAA
Messenger RNA from Lagopus muta (rock ptarmigan), 6662 nucleotides. RefSeq names its product gap junction protein delta 4 (gene GJD4). Gene Ontology annotation, cellular component: connexin complex. The coding region runs from base 1923 to 3173 and encodes 416 amino acids. The record is from RefSeq and is a predicted model, not a curated record. Gene Ontology annotation, biological process: cell communication. The transcript has 3 exons. Lineage: Eukaryota; Metazoa; Chordata; Aves; Galliformes; Phasianidae.